AUGGAAGGCCGGAAGAAACCCGAAAGAGAGGCGAAGCGCGCGGAGGUCCAACAGGCAAGUCCAGUCCACCCUUUCGUGGAGCGAGACGCGCAGCGCUCGAAGCGUCCUAUCAAAGCUGAGCGACACCAGGUUACAUGUGUGACGCAGUUGGUUCGAUCCGUCUGGUCGAAGCACAUGUGA
Molecule: messenger RNA, 180 nt
Organism: Peronospora matthiolae
Lineage: Eukaryota; Oomycota; Peronosporomycetes; Peronosporales; Peronosporaceae
Source: the annotation of a GenBank genome assembly